Molecule: messenger RNA, 1842 nt
Organism: Parastagonospora nodorum SN15
Lineage: Eukaryota; Fungi; Ascomycota; Dothideomycetes; Pleosporales; Phaeosphaeriaceae
Exons: 1
Coding region: 1-1842 (613 amino acids)
Source: RefSeq, a predicted model, not a curated record
AUGACUCGGACAACCUACAAGUACACCGACCUCAACUACAAGCUGGGCCAAGAAAUUCGGCUCAUAGUGGUCGCACCUGGUGAAACGACAGACGAUCUACAAUGUGACAUUAUCCAUGUCAACCUGGAGGAUAACCCUGACUACGAAGCAGUCUCCUACAUGUGGGCCUCUGACGACGGCGAUGCCAGUCUUACACAAAGGAUCAAUUGCGGUAGAAACGCAUAUCUUCCAAUUACGGCAAAUUGUGAAGCCGCCAUUCGUCAGCUCAGGAAACGCGUAUUCAAGCGACGACUGUGGAUUGACGCGAUCUGCAUUCAUCAAACAAAUAUCAAAGAACACAAUCAUCAAGUUGGUCUGAUGGACUUGGUAUACUCCCUCGCUCGGAGCGUGCGCAUCUGUAUUCAAGACCAUCGCGAUCCGGAAGGCAUCUUUAAAUACGCAGACUUGUUUGGAUUGCUACGCCACGACUCUGACAUGGGGAACCCGGGUGUUAAGACUUGGGGUCGUCCUGGAGUGAGCCAGUUGCUCUCGCUUCGAUACUUCAAGCGCGCUUGGGUCAUCCAGGAAGUAGUUUUGGCAAAGGCUGCAUAUCUACUACUUAACCAAAACGAACUUUUGCUUACUUCCGAGGUCAUGGCCAGAUUGGCCUAUCUUGCCAAAAAAGACGAGUAUGAACUUCCUGCGGUCUUGAGGUUGAAAGAGCUUAGGAGUGAGGCAAUUUCUAAUAACAUUAUCGCGUGUCUCCGCGCCGGUCUCGAAUGCCAAUGCGUCGAUCCACGUGACAACAUAUUCGCUGUUGUCAGUCUCAUGGACCCCAGAUCGAGGUCUCUGAUACCUAUCGACUACUCGGUUGAUUGCACCUCUGUCUAUGCGAGCGCAGUACUCGCUGUCAUCGCCCAACAGCGCAAUUUGGACAUCUUAUCAUAUCUUCGAUACAUCCACGUUUGGGAUCCGACUGGUUCAUCUAGAGCACCUGAGAAUCACGGUUUUCGUGUAAUGUUGGAACAGUUCAAACACUUCCUGGCUGACAAGGACUCACAAAGGCGAACAGCCAAAAUCCGUACUGUGGACAGAAUCUCAUUGAUCGGGCGCCUUCCUCUUAUCCGCCAGUUCAGAGACUAUACGCAAGGGUUGUGGCGAGGGCAGGUUGAGGUUCAGAUAGUCGAAACCAUUCCCUCGGCCCUUGGGUCGAGCAAGCAAAGUGCUGAUCUACCUGUCCGUUUCUGUCGGACAGCUCAAAACAAAAGCAUCCUACCACGAUUUCAGGUCCGGGCACAUUUCGUUGACACCAUUCCUAAGCAGAGUGCCGAAUCCAAUCUCAGGAUACCUGAAAGAGCGAUCAAUAUGAUAGUCUCGCAUUUGCCUCAAGACAGCUGUUGCGAUAUUGUGAAAUCAUGCUACGCAUGGAUUCUGCCUUUCUUUGAGCGAAAAUCGGACACCGCUGUGCGUCCUGUAUUCUUCGAGAAUGAACCCUACCACUUCGACUUUUCGGGUCUGAAUGCCCUCCUGGAAGAAGCGCAGCAGUGUACGGACAAGCUACUUUCUCCUUUUUAUAGUUCCAACAGUCUGGGCUUUGCCCCCGGAGGUCAACAUAGCUUGAAAGAAAACGAUGAAGUCUGGGUAUUGGAUGGGGCACGAUCCCCCUUCGUGCUACGGAAAACCGGCGACAAGACAUUUCGCAUCGUGAGCGAGUGUUAUCUUUGGGCGGCGCUCGAACUCGACUACUGGAACCCGGGCUCGGGAAAGGGUAGGCUAUGCGGAAGACAACUAGCACCUUAUGCUGAACAAACACACAUCAUUGAGAUACAUUGCUGGGAACGGGAAACACAAAGCUCGUGGUGA